UCCUUUUGAUCUUCCUCCUGACAGAGGAAAAGAAAAGAAAACAAAAUCAAAAUUCCCUUUCAAAACAGAAACCUCUAUAUAAUUUCCACGACAAGAGAUGUGUUACGGUCACCAACGCUCCAUAUCACCGGACGGCGACGACGACCACCUCUUCUCCGCCACACGAAACCGCCGAUCCCAAACCGCCAUCACCACCGCCAUCACUAACGCUUUGAUAAUCGAAAAUCUUCAAGACCGGCUGGCCGAGACAGAAGCACGGCUAGAGCGAGCUAGAGCUAGAGAAGCUGAGUUAAGUCACCGCUUAGAGGAAAUGAAGCGAUUCGUGACAGUUAUGGAGAUCCUUGAGACUUUCCUCAAGCGAAGAUUUCGGGAGCAGCAAGAACACGUGGCGCUCUUGUUAGCUUCUUUACCAGCAGCUAAAUAGUUUUCUAUCUCUUUAUUAUAAUCUUUAAAUUUUUGCUGUUACAGUUAAAAUUGAUGGUGUGAGUGAUUUUGUGCUGUGUUUGAUAGUUUCUGUGAAGUGAAAUGAAAUGGUUAUAAUCUCAAUUUAGAAAUUGUCUAGGGUUUUGAUAUAGGUCAAGGUUAAAAUUACUGCUAUGCUGUACAGUUAAAAUUGUUCAUAUAUUAGUUGAAUCAAACAUGAGUUUUAGUGUGUUGAACAUGA
Molecule: messenger RNA, 664 nt
Organism: Mercurialis annua (annual mercury)
Lineage: Eukaryota; Viridiplantae; Streptophyta; Magnoliopsida; Malpighiales; Euphorbiaceae
Product: protein SKIP34
Exons: 1
Coding region: 98-424 (108 amino acids)
Source: RefSeq, a predicted model, not a curated record